Messenger RNA from Cryptomeria japonica (Japanese cedar), 1186 nucleotides. Its product is annotated as protein cornichon homolog 2. The record is from RefSeq and is a predicted model, not a curated record. Bases 343 to 756 code for a protein of 137 amino acids. The transcript has 4 exons. Lineage: Eukaryota; Viridiplantae; Streptophyta; Pinopsida; Cupressales; Cupressaceae. Gene Ontology annotation, biological process: vesicle-mediated transport.
CUCGUCGAAUUGGAAGAGCUAGCCUGAUUCUUGUAAUCUACACCUUUUUUUUCUUCCUUACAAUGGAAUUUGAAAUAUCGAUUAAAAAAUUUGAACAGUUUUGACCAGAAACACGCAAAAUUCAAUAAAAAAUAAAUCAUUUCAUCACGGGACAAUACUGAAAUUUGAAGUUGUGUUUCUUAACAGCGUGGGAUUUGAACUCCCGAUCUUAGUGAAAUAUGUAGUACAAUUCUAGCGAAACCCUUACCCAUCCGCUAUUUUGGAGACUUUUAUAGUGAUUUGUAAAUUUUCGCUCCAAAUUUAGCGGGCAUUGACGACUUUGGGAUUUUUAAUGCAACUCCCAUGGCCUCGGAGGUGCUGCUGUGGCUCUUCGCAUUUUUCGUCUUGGUUGCCCUUCUCUGCAUUGUGGUUUACCAGCUGUUGAGCUUGUCCGACUUAGAGACUGAUUAUAUCAAUCCUUAUGAUUCGUCAUCUCGUGUGAAUUAUCUUGUAAUCCCAGAGUUUGCGAUUCAAGGAGGCUUGUGCUUACUUUUCCUUUUCACUGGGCAUUGGGUUAUGUUCCUUUUAUCUGUACCACUUGUAGGUUACCAUCUGCAAUUGUAUAAUAGUGGGAAGCAUUUACUUGAUGUUACAGAAAUUUUUAAUCAGCUCAAUGGCGAGAAAAAAUACCGUAUGAUCAAGCUUGGCUAUUAUCUCACUCUUUUCUGUGUUGUUAUCUACAGGCUGCUUUAUGCUGUAAUUGAAGAAGAUUAUUGAAUGAUGCAGUUCUCUACUCAGUCAUGUUUUUAAAUCGUGAAUGGUGUAAUAUUUUCUCUUUAGAACUGAGUCUUCCCACACACCUCUACUGUGAGGUCACGGCUAAAAUCUGGCUAUGUUUUGGUUCAAUAAUUAUGAAAACAUUAGCCUGCACCUUUGAUGAAUCUGUUCUAUGACAGACAAGUUUAAUGCUAUCUAAAGUUGCAAUCUCAUUUUACUUCCCUUUCUAUAGCCAAAACUUUGUAUCUUUAGAGUCAAUAUUAUCAGCUUUACAAGAGUAUUUUGUGUGUUAAUGUUGACAGAUAAAGGAUAAUUAACUCCAACUAGCUAUAUCUGCGGAUGAUUUUCAGCUUGGAUCCAAAAGUAUUCUGAUCUGAAUAUUACCAUCUUUGAAAGUAUAACAAAAUGUCAAAAACAUAUGCAUACUAAA